Messenger RNA from Chlorella variabilis, 921 nucleotides. RefSeq lists its product as hypothetical. The record is from RefSeq and is a predicted model, not a curated record. The transcript has 5 exons. Gene Ontology annotation, molecular function: RNA binding. NCBI's taxonomy places the organism in Eukaryota, Viridiplantae, Chlorophyta, Trebouxiophyceae, Chlorellales, Chlorellaceae. Bases 1 to 921 code for a protein of 306 amino acids.
AUGCAUGGUGUCGCAGAGCAGCAGCAGCAGCAGCCUGUUGCGCCAGCGCCAGCAGCCGCAGUUGGCCCACCGCCGGCAGCCGGCGCCGGCUACGCCGCUCCGGCAGGUCCUCACAUUAUGCCACCCUCUGCGGCUCACCCAGCCGUGGCGCCACCACCAGCUGGUCUGGCAGGCACAAAGCGGCCGUAUGACGAGGCAGGCGCGCCUGCAGUCGCCGGCAGCUACCAGGGCACCGCUGCUGGCUACGCCACCGACGCAAAGCGGCAGCACGUGGCGCCGCCGCUGACGCCGGCGUCUGUACCGCGAGAGACUGUGUACCGCUUGGUGCUGGAUGUUGUGGACACCGCCCUCAUCAUCGGCCGCGGCGGCAACACCGUGCGCCAGAUUGAGCAGACGACCGGGGGGCGCGUGAAGCGGCUGCAGGAGCCGCCGGGCGCGCGGGAGCAGGUGGUGGUGGUCUGGAACUCGGCCAGGGAGCUGCCCUCGCCGGGGCGCAUGGCGCGCAACACGGCACAGGAGGCGCUUGUGGACUGUGUGCGGCGCGUGGUGUUCCAGGAGAAUGCGCCCAUGGGUCAGCCCAUGAGCGCACGCCUGCUGAUCAGCCGCACGCAGGAGGCGGGAGUGAUGGACAACAUGAAUGCCAUUGUGGCUGAGAACCCGGGGAUCAGCAUCGAGCUGAAGCGGGCGCAGGAGCUGCCUGCCUGCGCGCUGGACAACGAUGUGCUGGUGGAGCUGAGCGGCGAGAAGUAUUCGCUGCUGGCGGCGGUGGAGGCGCUGAGCCAUGUGCUGCGGGAGCACCCCAUCCUGGAGCGCCCGGGCGGCGCGCCCCCCGCGCUGCGCGCCCUGGCGGGCCCACCUGCCGCUGCACCGGCAGGGUACGGCGCACCGGCACCGGCGUACGGCGGAUACCGCGCGUACUAG